UGCAACCCAAUCGCCGCUUGAGGUCGCCGGUUCCCACCACCGAGACGAAGCUGAGAAGCCGAUACGUGGCAAUAUCCCAUUCGUUCCUUUGUGUAUUUUUCUGCUCGGUCUACUUCUUGGAGAAGUUUGCGGCCGACUCCGGCAGCCGACAACUAUUUCUACACUUUUCCCCGCUCCGUUUCGUCAUCUCCUUCCUUAAAGUCUCCCUUCCAAGCUAAAAAGAAUCGAAGAUUCUGUCUCUGUUCUUUUACCCGUUCUUCUGAGAUCUUGCCGCUGCCGAUCGAAAGAAAUUGGUUGAAUUUCGAACAAUCUGAACCAGUCUCGCUUUUUUUUCUUUUUUUUUUGGUUAAAAGAAUCGUUUUCUUGCACUUUUUCGGUGAGAAUUCUUCGAGGAAGCCUUCAAGGAAGUAAGGCGCCCGACUCUCUAGUUUGAUGCGUGAACAAAAAUUGCGAUAAUUCCUAGAGAAAAAGGGGAGGCCUUUUCUGUUUCAGGGAUUUUGCAGAGAAAUCUCAAAGAACGAAGGCUUCUUUCUUGGCUGUGUUAAGUCUCCCGAGAUUUUCUUGCUCCGGAUCCCAAGAAAUUGAGCGAACUACAAACAUUUCGAACCAAUCUCGUCGUUUUUGUUGAAGUUUAAACCAAAAAAAGAAAAUCCGGUUUUCUCAGUUUUUCUGGUAAAAAUCUCCAAGAAAAUCAGUUUCUUGGCCGUCGGGAAAGCAGGUCUUUUCAGGGAUCUUCUUGGCCGAGGUUCUUCUCUUUUCCAAUACCAAGAUGGUGACCGUUGAGAUCGAGGAAGCGAUGAACGGCAAGGAGGCGGUGAUCCCGAAGGAGGCGCGGGGGAUCUUGCACGGCCUGGCCUCGAGCUGGGGCGACGUGGUGGACUCCAAGGUCUUGGAGGUGGUGCCGCUCAAGGGGGCCAUGACGAACGAGGUGUUCCAGAUCAAAUGGCCCACGACGGAGGAGAGCAAAGGGGCGAAGGCGAGGAAGGUCCUGCUCCGGAUCUAUGGGGAAGGGGUCGAGGCCUUCUUCGAUCGGGAGGACGAAGUCCGGACGUUCGAGUGCAUGUCCAGGCACGGCCAGGGGCCCCGCCUGCUCGGCCGCUUCUCCAAUGGCCGGGUCGAGGAGUUCAUCCAUGCUAGGACACUUUCAGCUGCUGAUCUGCAUGACCCAGAAAUAUCUGCUCUGAUAGCAUCGAAACUGAGGGAGUUUCAUGAUCUCGAUAUGCCUGGCCUAAAACAUGCACUCCUCUGGGACAGACUAAGAAAUUGGCUUAAAGCAGCCAAGAGUCUCUGCUCUGCUGAAGAAGCUGAAGAAUUUUGCUUGGAUACUUUAGAAGAGGAGAUCACUACUUUGGAGAAAGAAAUUACACAAGACGGACAGAAGACAGGGUUUUGUCAUAAUGAUCUUCAGUAUGGAAACAUUAUGAUCGAUGAAGAGACCAGGCUAGUGACUAUAAUAGACUAUGAGUAUGCAAGCUUCAACCCCAUUGCAUAUGACCUUGCUAAUCACUUCUGUGAGAUGGCUGCUGACUACCAUACAGAAACACCUCAUGUAUUGGACUACAAUAAAUAUCCAGAUCUUGAGGAACGCAAAAGAUUCAUCAAGAUAUACCUGAGUUCUUCAGGCGAGAAUGCUGACGAUGCGGAGGUUGAUGAUCUACUCCAAAGUGUCGAAAAGUAUGCUCUCGCAAGUCAUCUGAUUUGGGGUCUGUGGGGAAUAAUUUCGGAGCAUGUGAAUGAAAUCGACUUCGAUUAUAUGGAGUACGCAAAGCAGAGGUUUCAGCAGUAUUGGUUGCGAAAGCCCAUUACUUUGGGUUCUGGCAUUAAUCAAUGAACUUUGGGUGAUGAAGAAGGAAUGCUUCAGGAGUCUGUAUAGUAAUGUCGACUUUUACAGCCUUUUGUAUUAUACCGACUCCAGUAUUUAAAUGUGUACAUAAUAAUAAUACAGCUGUAUAACAGUGUUGUAAAAGUAGCUGCUGUUAAUUUGAAUAAAUACUGUCCUGGUUUUCUAUUUCAAUGUUAUGUGGGUUAUCUGCUGUAUUCCUUUUUUCCUUCUGAAUGCAAGAACGAAAAUGAAAGCAUCUUUAUA
Messenger RNA from Phoenix dactylifera (date palm), 2086 nucleotides. RefSeq names its product putative choline kinase 2. Gene Ontology annotation, biological process: phosphatidylethanolamine biosynthetic process; phosphatidylcholine biosynthetic process. The record is from RefSeq and is a predicted model, not a curated record. Gene Ontology annotation, cellular component: cytoplasm. Gene Ontology annotation, molecular function: choline kinase activity; ethanolamine kinase activity. NCBI's taxonomy places the organism in Eukaryota, Viridiplantae, Streptophyta, Magnoliopsida, Arecales, Arecaceae.